This is a messenger RNA of Aureobasidium pullulans EXF-150, 2571 nucleotides long. RefSeq lists its product as uncharacterized. NCBI's taxonomy places the organism in Eukaryota, Fungi, Ascomycota, Dothideomycetes, Dothideales, Saccotheciaceae. The coding region runs from base 53 to 2317 and encodes 754 amino acids. The transcript has 2 exons. Gene Ontology annotation, molecular function: amino acid transmembrane transporter activity. Gene Ontology annotation, biological process: amino acid transmembrane transport. The record is from RefSeq and is a predicted model, not a curated record.
UGAAGACUCUUUUUCCCCAUCCACGUCAGACACAGUCGAGGAUAGAGCGACCAUGUCAGGAAAGAACGGCGGCACCUCACCGCAAGCCAUUGGCUCGGAACCCCCACGUUCGACUUCUCCAUACGGUGGAGGCUCGCCGUCUCGCAGUUAUUCUACCGCGCGACUCGCAUCACCCGUACCCUUCGGCACUCCUCCCAUCAGACAGAUACCGACCCCGCGUCAGCUCGACGGCCAGGACGAUGACCAACCCCUGCCUGGAGCGUCAUAUCCAAGGGGCUCCAUCCCCGGGCCCGGCCCCUCAUCGCUAUCGCAAGCACUGAGGGGGGGAUUCGCUGGGAGCCCGCCUCGCUUUGCAUCACCCGCCCCGACAGGCUCAGCCUCUGUCUUUCCCGACGAUGCUUCAUACUCGCAGAGCCCGAAUAAGAAUGAAGACCUCGAGGUCCUGCGACGACACUUGGUCGGUCCUGCUCAACGCACCUCGCACCAAAACCUACAGGCUUCUUCCUCUUUCCAACGUCCCUCCAAUCUCCCCGAAGUUGGCAAAUCCGUCGAGAACGGGCCCGGCAUAGACGAUGAUCACUUUUCGAGCCUGCAGCUGCAAGGCGGAGACAUGACGAGACACAUCUACCGCUACACCGAAGAGCGCGAGCGUGAAGAAGUCGAACGUCAAGCCCGCGAGACUGGCCGUUUGAAGAGAAGUCUGAGUGUCAAUCUGCCUCGUUCCAACGAAGAGGAUCCAGAGCUCUCCAAUAUCAAGAUGCCAGGUGGUCUGCGCAGAGACUACAUUCGCCGCACUGCUGGCUCUCCUGCUCCCGAGGCACGUGUUGCAAGACCAAACUACGGCUCAACUCGCGCCCAAACAGAGCCCCCCGCUCGUCAGCAACCUCAAUUUUUGGCAAACAACUUCAUCGAGUUUCUCACUCUGUACGGUCACUUCGCUGGUGAAUCGCUCGAGGACGACGACGAGGCACUCGGUCCUGACGAAUACUUUACCUCCGAGGCUUACGAUGAUGACGACGACGAUCAAGAUGGUCGUGAGCGCGAGUGGGGUGAAGACAGCGCUCUGCUGACUCCUGGCAAGCGCAAGCGAAGAAGAAAGGAGCAGGCCGGUAAGGGCAGCCCUGGUGGUGCUGCUCUCCUUCUACUCAAGUCGUUCGUUGGAACAGGAGUUUUGUUCUUGCCUCGUGCCUAUCUCAAUGGUGGUAUGAUGUUCAGCAAUAUCGUCCUCCUGAGCAUUGCUCUUCUCAGUUUCUGGUGCUUCAUCCUGCUCGUCAAUGUCCGUCUCAAGGUCCAUGCCUCAUUUGGUGACAUGGGAGGAAAGAUUUACGGCAGAUGGUUCCGCAACCUCAUCAACUCAUCCCUUGUCAUCAGUCAGAUCGGUUUCUCCUCUGCUUACAUUGUUUUUGUCUCGGAAAACCUGCAAGCUUUCGUUUUGGCCGUCACAAAGUGCCGUACUUUCAUCGACAUCAAGUACAUGAUUUUGAUGCAGAUGGUCGUCUUCUUACCUCUCAGCUUGUACCGCAACAUCAACAACAUUCAGAAGCUUGCUCUGAUUGCGGAUCUGUUCAUCGUUCUGGGUCUUGUUUACCUCUACUACUACGACAUCUUGACCUUGGUUGAGAACCAUGGUAUUGCCGACAUCAUCCAGUUCAACAAGAAUGACUGGACACUCUUCAUCGGCACUGCCAUCUUCACUUUUGAGGGCAUUGGACUUAUCAUUCCUAUCCAAUCGGGUAUGAAAGAUCCUAAGAAGUUCCCUCGCGUCUUGGGAGUUGUCAUGGUCGCAGUCACUGUUAUCUUCAUCUCCAUGGGUGCUCUCUCAUAUGCUGCCUAUGGCAGUGCUACCAAGACUGUCAUCAUCCUCAACAUGCCUCAGGAUAACAAGCUUGUCAACAGUGUGCAAUUCAUCUACUCUUUGGCUAUCCUGCUCUCGACGCCUCUGCAGAUCUACCCUGCCAUUGAGAUUACUUCUCAGCAGUUGUUUAGCCGUACUGGCAAAUACAACCCCUGGAUCAAGUGGAAGAAGAAUGUCUUCAGAUUCUUCAUGGUCGCGCUGUGUGCCGUCAUCGCAUGGGCUGGUGCUGGACAAUUGGACAAGUUUGUCGCUCUUGUUGGAAGCUUCGCCUGUAUUCCUCUCGUCUUCGUCUAUCCUCCUCUCAUGCAUUAUCGGGCCGUCGCAACCCGCUCUUGGCAACGCGUGGCCGACAUCUUACUCGUUGUCUUCGGUCUCUUCAUCAUGGGAUACACAACUGCCCUCACAGUACUCAGCUGGGCCUCGGGUGGUCCCAAGGAGCCGGGCUACUGUGAUGAAAGAUAAGCUACAAGUACGAAUUUGUCGCCAUGUUUCCUUGUUUCUUCGGUACUGCUCACUAGAUAGAAUAUUCAUCGCUGAACUUUUCUGUGGGAGCGGUCUCGAUUCUUGUAAUGGUUUUUGAUCGAGAUGCGAUUUUGCAUUGUCUGAUGUUGAGAUUGAGCAUUUGUGGCAGGGAGAUUUUGAUACAUGAACUUUUCCUUCCUCGUUUACAUAGCGAUACUGAUAUACAGCCGACUCUACUGUCUUCUGCACGCAUG